GAAAGGGGGGAUGAGUGGGAGGAGUCUGGCAACACAUCGCGAGGGUUCAGCCGCAUCACGUACGUCUGCCAUAGAAACUCCGGCGUGUUGUAUUUUCAUUUAUUUAGAAAUCGUGACCAGUCAUGUCUGAUGAGGGGUUCGUUGUGCGAAUCAGGGGUCUACCAUGGUCCUGUUCUGUGGAUGAAGUACAGAGGUUUUUUUCAGGAUGCAAAAUUCUUAACAACAGCAGUGGGAUUCACUUCACCUACACACGAGAGGGGCGCCCUAGUGGAGAAGCGUUUGUGGAAAUGGAGACAGAAGAGGACUUGAAGAUCGCAGUGAAGAAGGACAGAGAAACUAUGGGUCACAGAUAUGUAGAAGUGUUUAAAUCCAACAAUGUUGAAAUGGACUGGGUCAUAAAGCACACUGGCCCAAACUGUCCAGAGACAACAGGAGAUGGGCUUGUGCGGCUCCGAGGCCUUCCCUUUGGCUGCAGCAAGGAGGAGAUCGUUCAGUUUUUCUCAGGGUUGGAAAUCGUGCCAAAUGGGAUAACAUUGCCGGUGGACAUCCAGGGGAGGAGUACGGGGGAGGCCUUCGUGCAGUUUGCUUCACAGGAUAUAGCUGAAAAGGCUCUAAAGAAACACAAGGAAAGAAUAGGGCACAGGUAUAUUGAAAUCUUCAAGAGUAGCCGCGCCGAGGUGCGGACACACUACGAGCCCCAGAGGAAACCUAUGGGCAUGCAGAGACCCGGCCCCUACGACCGGCCUUCAGGUGGUCGAGGUUACAACAUGAUGGGCCGAGGGGGAUCUUAUGAAAGAAUGCGCAGAGGCGGCUAUGGAGGAGGACAGUGUGUAUCAGACGCACGGUAUGGUGACGGCGGCUCGUCCUUCCAGAGCACCACAGGCCAUUGCGUCCAUAUGAGGGGUCUGCCAUACAGAGCCACAGAGACAGACAUCUACAAUUUCUUCUCUCCGUUGAACCCGGUGCGAGUCCAUAUCGAGAUCGGUCCAGAUGGGAGGGUAACCGGGGAGGCAGAUGUAGAGUUUGCAACACAUGAAGAUGCUGUGGCAGCCAUGUCCAAAGACAAAGCCAACAUGCAGCACCGCUACGUGGAGCUGUUCUUGAACUCAACAGCAGGUGGCAGUAAUGGAGCCUAUGGCAGCCAGAUGAUGGGUGGCAUUGGGAACCAGUCCUCUUACAGUGGGGGUCAGCUGGGUUCAGGCUACUCUGGAGGGUACAGCAGCCAAGGAAACAUGGGAGGCUACAGUGACUAUAGUAACCAGGGCGGAAUGGGAAGCAGUUACUACGGCGGUGGCGGUGGAGGAAGCAGAGGCUCGAUGAACGGACUCGGUGGGGGUUGGGGAAUGUAGUUUUGAGUUAGCUUUUUUUUUUUAAAUUCUCCUCCCCUUAAAAUCUUGUGUUUUUAACUCUGCAUCUUACUGGAAGGACUGGAAACGUCUCACCUUGUAAACGUAGGAUAGUCAGGUGAGGCUGUUUUGAGUACUGAGGGGUAUCAUUUUUAUUUUUCCAUUUAAGUGAAUUUUUUUUCAGAAAAGUGAGAUUUUGUUAAGAAACGUAUCUGAAGUGUCGUCUUCCCCCGCGUUCCUCACUGACCUCGCCAAAAACUGUACGUUAAACCUUCAUUACCUCUGUGUGGCUCUAUAUGUUCUCCAAACUCCUGGCUGUUGAAGUCGAAACACCGGUGGGAUUAACGAAGACUCGCUGCCUGGUAUUUUGUUUCAACCUCCUACAUGUUUAAGCUUUAUUCUGUUAUGGUGUUGAUCUGAGGACAGUUUUUUUAUGAGGGCUACAUUAAAGAGUUAAAAAAAUCUGCUACYAUGGAGGUUUUUACAGCUUCAAAUGCUUUUUGUAUUUCCUGUGCACAAAGUGAAUAAACUAGUCUGAAUAACUGAAAAAAA
Molecule: messenger RNA, 1898 nt
Organism: Austrofundulus limnaeus
Lineage: Eukaryota; Metazoa; Chordata; Actinopteri; Cyprinodontiformes; Rivulidae
Product: heterogeneous nuclear ribonucleoprotein H1
Exons: 11
Coding region: 123-1349 (408 amino acids)
Molecular function (GO): RNA binding
Source: RefSeq, a predicted model, not a curated record